Frankliniella occidentalis (western flower thrips) is the source of this 1815-nucleotide messenger RNA. RefSeq lists its product as uncharacterized. Gene Ontology annotation, biological process: SCF-dependent proteasomal ubiquitin-dependent protein catabolic process. Gene Ontology annotation, cellular component: SCF ubiquitin ligase complex. The coding region runs from base 209 to 1504 and encodes 431 amino acids. The record is from RefSeq and is a predicted model, not a curated record. NCBI's taxonomy places the organism in Eukaryota, Metazoa, Arthropoda, Insecta, Thysanoptera, Thripidae. The transcript is spliced from 3 exons. Gene Ontology annotation, molecular function: protein binding.
UGCUGCUGCCUACCGUUGCAAAUCGAAAACACUGGUUAAGCUGUUAAGCAGGCCGCUUCUGUUCUCGCUGCUGUCAAUUCAUGUUCCUGAGAAACUACACCCGAUUGUGGUUUUAAUUUGGCCAUGGAACGAUGGGACCUUCUAUCAGAACGGAACGAGAAGGGAAUUCUACCUAUGUCAAUAAGUCAUUGUUAAACGCAGAAGCAGGAUGAAGAGGACAUACAUAUGUCACAUUAUCCAACUUAAACAAGCAUUUCUUGUGAUCAAUAAUUUCAAGAAACAGCGAGUAAUGGAACCUGAUCAUGAGGACUCACUGGAAACCUCGUCUGACUCAGGAUCUUCAUUAUCUAUACUAGAACUACCCCCAGAAGUUAUGUAUUUAAUUUUCUCUCACUGCGAUGUCUCUCAUCUUUUCACAUCUGUGCAGUAUGUCUGCAGUCGUUGGCAUGAACUGCUUCAAGCUGUCCAUGUUUGGAAAGGCAGAAGACUUGUUUUUGGCAGAGAUAUGCCUUGUCAUCAGUUAAUGAGUUACAUUCGUUGCGCACCAAGUGUCGAUGCUAUUUCAUAUACAUAUACUUCAUGUCACAGAUAUGUUCCCUGCUUAAUCAAAAAUUGUUUUAAUCUUUCUUGGCUUAAAUUACAUGGGGACUUUUUUGUUCCUUAUGGUGCAUUGAAGAAUCUCACAAACUUAAAGCACCUUGAUUUAGAUUUAAGAUGGAAAUUUGAGAAGAAACAUGACCAUGAUCCAAAUUUAACAGGUAUCUCUUCAGUGUCAUCUCUUCGAACUCUUAUAGUAAGGAACUUCAAUUAUCAUGAAAGAUUUGUGAUUGACUGCAUUAGCAACUGCCCAAAUUUACAACAUAUUUACAUGACAAAAGUAGAGACUCUAGAAGUUUAUGUGGAUCCUGAAAAAAUGGAAAAUGAAAGAUCAGAAAACUGCCUAAAAACAGUGUAUGUCUUCGCAGCUCAAAAUGUUGGUAGAGAACUUUUAAAUUUGGUAGCAAAACCACAGUAUCGUCGCCUACGUAAUCUUGUUAUAAAGCCUAAUGAGUACACAGAUGAAGAUUUUACUACUACAUUAUUCUAUGAUAGGUUUCCAGAAAUAUUGACUCUUGAUAUUGGCUAUUCAAAUUUAGUUACUGACAAAUCUAUGCCUCUGUUGGUUGACUGCUGUCCCAAACUAGUUAAUUUAUGCUUAAGCCGAUGUAACAUUGGGGAUGAGACUGUAAAACUUUUUCUCAAAAAACUACCUCACUUAGAAAGACUUAAUCUACAUGGCACUAUGGUAACUUCAGAUCUUUUACAUCAUUUCCCAUCAUCAUUCCCAAAUUUGAAAGCUCUGAAUUUUUGUGCUUGUAGAUUUGUCCAUCAAUAUAAUGUUUUGCCAUUGCUCGAUGCUCUUCCAAAUCUAAUGAUUCUGGAUCGUAGGGGAGACUUCUUAGGUGGUAAUAGAGUUAGCAAAAUUAUGUGGCCUUUCCUCCCAGUGAGAAAUGCUUUGGCAUAGGGUAACUCUUUUCUUGUUAAGUGCCAUACCAUAACAUUACUUACUGUAAUUUUUUUUUAAAUUGUGGUCUUAAUUUAUACAAUUGUUAUGUGCACCUCUUGUUUUCAAAAAACAACAAAAUCUACCUUUGGUAGAAUAAUAUUACUCUCAGUGCGAAAUGAAUUUUUUGUCUAAACUUGUGCCUCAUUUCGACUUACGACAUCGUUUCGACAUCUUUAAAAAUGUAUUUCGCACUGGGCUGAGUGUAGCACUAUGUGAAUGUUUUGUUACUUAUUCAACCCUUGUUAUAUCUAAAGUAAUUACUACCAGUA